AUGAGAAUUUCAUUGAUAGCUAACUUAACAAUUAUUGCUCAUUCAUAACAUAAGAAUUCUGGAGAAGAUACAAUCGCUAAGCUUUUAGUCAUAGUACCAUAUAUUUAAUAUAUAUCUCUACUAUUACCACAACAUGGAUGGUAAUAUUGGAAAUAUAACGAUGGCUAUUUAAUUUUUAUAUCUAAAGCAUCCUCAUAUUUUACUAUAACACCCUUUUUCGAAUUUCAAAAUAAUUUCAUCUACUAUCCUUUUACAAUUUUUAGUCUCAUUAUACUAUUAAGUCUGUUAUUUUACUUGUGUUUUUUCAGUUUAGAAGUGAGUUCAAACAAAUAGAAAGUAAAGUAUUUGGAAGGGAGAACUAGUCUCUUGUGUUCAAUUAUAUUAUUUACAAUUUAAACACUACAAAUACCAUGUUAUAAGUUUUAUAUAUAACAAAUUAUAGAUGCUAACAAUAACAAUUAGACAAAUUAACUAAUUAUAAAUAUUUGUACACUAAUUUUAUACUCUAUUUAUGUUUUAGUGUGUGAAUAUUUUUUAAGAAUGUAUUCUUUUAUUGCUUAUCAUCCAAUGUAAUAAAAAUUUACAAAAUUGAGAAGUUCAUUAAUAUUAUUAAAUUUAGUUGCUAUUGUCUUAACUUUAGAUGAUUAAUCUAAAUUAUAUAAUCUUGUUGGUUUAUUUAUUUUACAUAUAAUCUUUAUCAUUAAAAUUGUAAAUCAUUUAUACUAUCAAUCUGAUUUUCCAAAUAAAAAUAUGCUUGAUUUUGAAAUAUCAUUCACUCUAGAAUCAUUAGCAAUAUUAAUAACAUUUAAUGUUUCAUCUAAAAAUCAAAUAUUUCCUGAAGAUUAGAUAGCUAUUUAUAUAAUGUUUAUAUUAAGUUUAGGAUUAAUUUUAGGAAAUCAUAUAUUUUAGUUUCUUUUUCAAUAUAACUUCAAUAAAAGAACUAGAUAAUUGAAUUAAAUAUAUGAAUUAUACUCUUGUAUUAGUUAAAUUAAUUCAAAUUCUAUAACAAUGUAACAUUUACUCAUCUAUCAAUUGAUUAAUCAUGAAAAAUUUUCAAAAUUUAAAGAUAAGGCUCUUUUAAGUAAUAAAAGUACAAAUAUGGCUGAUUAUUAUAAGUUAGGUUUGUAUUUAAUAACUGAAAUAUUUUUUGAUCUAAUUUAUGAAUAAAGAAAUGAUUUAGAAGAAAUAUAAUUACUAUUUGUAUCAUUUAUUGCUCUUAUUAGAAAGAAACCACUUGUUGCUUAUGUUGAAUUUAAAAGAUUUGAAUAAAAUAAUAAUUAUACUAAAUCAUAUUAUUUUGAAUUCAUUAAAAAAAGAAUUGAAUUAUAUAUACAAAGAAAAGUAUCAGAUGUUCAAAAGAUUUAUUAAAAUGAAUAAUUAUAAUAAUUAAAAAAUAAUAUCAGUAAUGAAAAAAGAAUUACAACACUUGAACUUUACUAAUUUUGUUAAUUAGAAGAAACAUUUUAAAAAGCACUUUUAGAGAUUAUUUAAUUUAAAAUAAGAAUCUGGGAAUUUUAAAUAUAAGGAUGUUAAUCUAUUUAUGAUUUUUAAACUUUUGCACUUCCUUUAAGUAAAAAAAUAGUAGACUGUAUAAUUUAUUUAAGAGGAUAAUAAAUUAAUGUUAUAAAAGAUGAAUAUAUAAAAAAUUGUGAAAAUAUUUUAACUUUGAAAAUUUGUUCUAUGUUUCAUAGUUUUGUAUUAAAUGACUAUUAUAAUUCUUUUUUAUGUGAAUAGAAAAUUUCUGAUAUAAUGAAAGCAGAAACCAUUAUUUAAUAAAAAACAUUAUCAAGAUCAAAUAUUUUAUAAGAUAAUUCAGUAUUGAUAAUUGUAAGUAUGGUUAAACAAUUAGGAUAAAUACUUAAUAAAAAUAAGAGUCAAUUAGCAAAUUAUUUUGGGUAUUCUUUAAUGGAUUUUAAUUAAAUUAAUUAUAUAAGAGAAUUGAUGCCAUCAUAUUUUGGUUAUUUACAUGAUGGUUUUCUAUAAUAAUAUAUUAAAGAAGCAAAGACAGAUCUUGUAUUUAGAGAUGCCAUAACAUUUGCAAAAGGUAAAAAUGGAUUUAUUAUACCUUAAUAUCUUAACAUAUAUAAUAAUUAUAAUAUAUUUGAUGAUUUUACUAUAAUUGGUAGUAUGACAAAAAUAAAAGAAUCUCAUAAUUAUUUGUUAUUUGAUGAAUUUGGUAAAUGUAUUGGUAUCACUUAAGAAAUGAGUAAAUUAUUGAUACCAAAAGAAAAUUAAGAAUUUUUCUUAUAAAAUAUUGAGCUAUUUUACAUCUACAUGUUUCUUCCACAUAUACAUAUGUAUGUUAAUGAUAUGCUAUAAAAUAACAAAAAUAAAGAAGGAGGAUUUUUAUAAAAAUCAGUCAUUCUUUAUGUUUAUUAAGAUUUAGUUUAAUUAUCCAAAAUUCAUGAAUCUAUUUUUACAACUUAUUAAGCUUAAUCUUUAAAGUAAAUUGAGUAAACAAAAACAUAUACUUAAUUUGAACAUUUAAAUUCUAUGAUAAAUAGUCCUAGAAAUGGAAUGAAUUAGAGAUUGAUUACUGAUGUAAAAUCAUAUUAAAACAAUUAUUAAGAAGAUAUAAUAAACUUAGAUACAAAUAGAGAACCAUAAAAUGAUUUUAAAUAAGAGGGAAAAAGUGUUUUAUCUAGUUUAGAAUAAUAAAAAGAACAAUAAUUGAUUGAAUUUUUAAAUGCUAUUGAUGUAAUUCUAUAACUAUCUUUAGGAUUUAUAAAAGACCAUGUACUUAUGCACUGCUAAAAUUAAAAUUGUAGAUAUAGGUAAAAAAGCACAAAAAUACAAUUAUUUUAUUUUAGAUUGUUCUGAUUUUAUUGAUAAAGGUAAUCUUAAAGAAGAUGAAAAGAAAUAAAUAAAAAAAUAAUAAAGUUAAUUGCGUAAUACUAAUAUUAGAAAUCUCAACAGAAGACCUAGUUAAAUUAUUUAAUCCUAAUAAAAUUAUAGGAGUCCAGAAUUAUAGAUGGAUUCAUCAAUUAUGAGUCCCAUGGGAUCUUAAAUUUAAUAAUAAUAAAGCUUUCUUGAUUAACAUUCUAGAUCAAAACAAAUUUUAAAUUAUGUUAGUCAAAAAAGAACUAAUUAAAUAGGUACAAUAGCUUAAGUAGAAUCAGAGAGUUUUCAUGAAGAAAUAAUUAGCAAUGAUUUUAAUUAGAUUAUGUAAAAAAACAAUGAACUUAAAUCUAAUCAAGGACUAUUACUUAAAUCAUAAUCAAGUGGUAAAUCAGGUUAAUCUGGAUAAACAGCGAUUGAAAUAGUUAACAAUUUUAAAACUUAAACUUCUUUAAUAUCGAGUUUAACAAUUAUAUCUAUCUUAAAAUUAAUAAUAAUCAUCCUAUUUAUUAUAUUCAUGUCUAUCAACUUGGCUUAGGUAUUAACCUUUAAUAAUCAAGCAAAAAAUUUUUUAUCUGAUAUCAAUCUUCCUAUAAAUUUUAACAAAUAUUUUUUAAAUGUAUUUACUCAUUCUUGGAUAAUGUCAAUGUAAAAAAUGAACAUUUUAAAUACAAGUUAAUUUAUUGAUAAUUAACUUUAAAACUAAAGAGUUAGUAUGCAGAGCACAUUUUAAAAUUUGACAAUAAUGUAUGGAAGUUUUAUAGCUUUAGAAGAAAAUAAUUAUUUAGAUGAAAUUUAAAUAGUUCAUCUAGAAUAAAAUUUAUAGGUAUAAAAUGUAGAAUUUACUGAUUAUCUUUACUAUCUUGAAUAAGUUGGUUAUAGAUUAUUGUAUAAUGAGAAUGAAUAAAAUUAUUAUAUGAAUUUAUUAAAAUAUAGGAUAAAUUUUGAUAAUAUUGUCAUAAACAAUGAAAAACUUAUUAUUUCAUUGAGUAAAUAUUAUGGAGUUUAAUAAGAUGGAAAGAUAUCCAAAUUUUUUAAUUUAAUAUUAAUUUAAAUAAUAGUAAUUGGAAUUGUCAUUAUAUCAUAAUUAUUUUUUUGGAGAAAAAUAGAGUUAUAUUGUUAAAGAAUUUUAAUGUUAUCAAAUAGAUUGAGUGAAAAAGCAGCAGAAUCUUAAAUUAGUAAAUUUAAAUUAAUAAUUCCAGUAAUAAAAUAACUAUAUGGUGAAUUUGGUUAUAAAUAGAGAAAUUGUUAUAAACUUUGUUAUAUAGAAAAUUCUUUAAAGAAGAACAAUUUAAAGCAAAUUACUAAAAUGAAAUAUCGAGAAUCCAUUUUAUUCCAAAAUAGUUAAAAAUUUAUUGAAACUUAAAUUAAAUAAUCUUCAUAAUCAACUAUUCCAUUAAACUCUAGAAUAUAAAAAUCCUCUAUUAGACUAAUGAUUAAAAGUAUUUUAGUAUUAAUUUUUGCUAUUAUAAUUAUUUUGUAUUUCAUAGGCUGUUAUCUGAUAUUUAAUGAUUAAACCUUACAAUUAUCACCUACUCAAGAAUUAGCUAUGGAUUAUAUAUCAUUUUAUAUAGAUUUUGAAAAUACUGUAGCAAUUUCACUAAUAAUAAAAUCAGAAUUUUAGAUUUAUAAUUACAUAAAAGAGAAAAUUCCAUUUUCUGCAAGGAUUCUCAAUAAAUAUAUAUAAUAAUUAAAUACAAUCCCUCAUUUACUUAGUGUAUAUAGCUUUGAUCAUAGUAAUUUACAUGAUAUCUAUGAUCAUAUAAUAGAAUCUGAUGCUUUGAAUGAAGAUGAUGAAACAUUUAUAUUAGAUUUGUAUAAUGGAGAUUUUUGCUAAUUGUUUUAAUCAUAAAUGGCAUUUUGUAAUAGAAAUUUAAGUUAAAUUAAUUUUGAAAAUAAAUUUGGAUAAUAUUCAAUUAAAGAUAAUAAUUCUGAAUAUCUUAGUAAAGGAAUUUCUGGAAUGGUGAGUAAAAUGGAUAAUUUCUUAAAUUAAUAUUAUGAAACAGAAAUUCUAACAGGAUAACCAAUUAAUGACUUUACAUUAUUGAAUCAUUAAAUCAAUACAUAGGAUUUUAAUAACAUCAUAAUAUAAUAUUAUCUUGAUACUUAUAUUGGAUUUGAAGCAUUUAUUGAUAGGAUGUAAGAUUGUUUAAUUAAUGUAAUUGAAGAAUAGCAAAAAUAAUAUAAUAUAUAUUAAAUAGCAGUUGGUGUAAUUUUUACUGUUUUUCUUCUUUCUUCAUCAGCUUUUAUAGUAGUGAAAGUUAAUUUAAGACUAAUUUACAUUAGAUUAUUGAUAACUCUGCUGCCAAUUGAAAUUAUGCUUGACAUAUAUACAAUAUCUUUGUUGAAACUUCUAAAAUGA
Messenger RNA from Paramecium pentaurelia, 5200 nucleotides. NCBI's taxonomy places the organism in Eukaryota, Ciliophora, Oligohymenophorea, Peniculida, Parameciidae. The record is from the annotation of a GenBank genome assembly.